CAUCAUCGAUCAGAGUAUUGCAUUUUCACAUAAUCGAUCAGUGCCAUCAAUACCAGUAAAGCGAGAGAUGAUAAUCGGAUGAAUGUAAUAGAGAAAGAAGCGGAUAAAAAGAGAAGCAACGCAUAAGGGUAGUGAGGGAAGGGGCACGGAUGGAGAUAAAGCGAUUGACCCUCGCCCCCUCAAUGACCUGUCAGAGAGAUAUCGUUCCACUAAAUUUCACUCGCAUAUCAGUCGAACGCGUGCAUACACACUCCUCUAUAGUCGUCCGAGCCCUAUGCCACACGUCGUCGUCAUCGAUAAGCAUCUUUCUCGGGAGCCAGAGGAAGAUCAUAGUGCCAGAAACACUUAACGACACAAAGCAUAUAUGUGUAUGUGCUAAAAUUAAAAUUAAUUAAUAAUUAAUCUAUUGAUUGAUAAAAAUAAAAGUGAUAUGUGGUGCGAGUUGCGUUCGGAAAUGAGAGCAGCGAUCCUCUUAAUAGUGUGCUGUUUCCUGUGCAGCUUGUGUGCGGGUGAUGAGUCGAAAAAACUGAAUGAUAUCUCGUCAUCUUCGAUAAAUGACAAAAAUAAGGCAGCUCAGAUUGCAGCGGGCGAGCAACGCCUCGGGGAUCAAAUUCGUGCGAUCCUCAAGCAUUAUCAGCAAGAUGAUCCGGUCGGACUUCCGGGCGCACCGGUACCGGAUCCGAUGUCCGUGCCGGAUAUGAAGCAUUCCUUUUCCAUAUACACUAUGCAUUUUAAGCAAGUCAACGUUUACGGAUUAUCCAAAUUCCGUAUCGAGCAUGUAGAAUCGGAGCUGGCUCGUAUGCAGGUGUCCGUCGCAGUAAGGAUCGAUAGUCUUGUCAUUCACGGAUUGUACACACUGCAAUCGUGGCUAUCAAGAUCGACCGGCAAUUUUACAUCGAAACUCACCGGCGUAAAUGUGGAGGGUCUCGCUAGGCUGGAAGUGGCCACCGAUGGUAAAUUACAGGCCACGAACAUCGAUAUGGAUCUGACCUUUGACAAGAUCGAUUUAGAUUUCAAGAAUCUGGGAUUCUUAGCCACGGUCUUCCAAAGCGUCAUCAAUUCUAUCGGCUCUUUUCUUUUUGACAGCAUCAAGCCAUUCAUAUUAAAAGAAGUUAACACAAACAUGAGGGGUGAAGUGAAUAAGCAUAUAUCACAAUUACCGCAGUAUUUCCCGAAUUCGAUUUCACCUUUCGACAUGGCAGUGGCGGAAGCUCGUAAGCAGGUUUCUGAAAUGGGUUACGAUCCAUACAAAUUAAAAGAUUACAGCCAGAUCGCUGGUAUAUUCACUGUGACCUUGUCACAUACCUGGAUCACCGGUCUGGCCAGUUUCUAUCGCAUGGGCAACAUAACAAUUACCUUGGAAAACGGAAUUGUAUAUGCGCUUCUGGAUGUCGGCACCCAGAAGUUAAAGGGCAUGACGCACUGGGAAGUGAGCGUGAUCGGCGGCUUCCUGUCUCGCGCCGGUACUGUGUCCUUCACUAUACAGUACUUCCGAGUACAAAUCAAACUGAGCCAGUCGUUGGACACGCGAAAGCGCGCCACCUUAGAGGAAUUGGAGCUCGAGCUGGGCAACAUCCAGGCGAGGGUCCACGGUGCAGGCACGCUCGAUUAUCUCAUGGAGGCAGGCAUCAAUAUAGUGCCGAACCUGUUAAGGUAUCAGAUCAUGGAUGCGAUUGAGGGUCCGUUGAAGAGACGCAUACAAAUAGAAUUGAGUAAGGUAGACGUGGAGAAAUUGAUUGAUGAAAAAAUUCCGAUGAUAGAGGAACAAGUCAAGGGUUUGAUACCCGUAGAAGAAACGAUCUUAGAAGAAUCGUUACUGUCAAAUCAGGACGAUCAGAUACCGUUCUCCGAGAGCGAAGAAAAUCGAGGACCAUCGUAAGAAAGCCAUAGAUAAUAAUCAAACUUUUUAAUUCCAUUUCAGAUAACCUAUGAUUCAGAACGAAAUGUGUUAUUUAUAAUCUUAUAUAUCUAUAGCCUGACAUACAUAUAUAUUGGAUUAAGAAAAAAAUAGUUUAUGGCGAUUUUUAUAGAAAAAAAUUAUAUUAUAAAUACAAGUUUCUUGUGCAAAUUAUAUCGUCUAAAGCAAACUUCAUAACAUACAAAAACAGAAGGAAUAAAAAUUGUAUGUAUAUACAUUAUUAUAUAAUGUAUUUUGCAUAAAUGCGCACAUGAUCAAUAGAAAAUUCAGACUUAAUGACUUGUUUAAAGCGAUGAAAUAUUUAUCGCGAUGUUUCUCGUGAGUAUAAAUCUUUAUGCUCUCCAUUAGUAUGUUAAAAGAUAUAAAUAUUCAACAUAAUCGUGUUUAAACCUAAAGCAUUGCUCUUCAUAAUUAAAUCACCAAUAUUAAGCAAAA
Camponotus floridanus (Florida carpenter ant) is the source of this 2353-nucleotide messenger RNA. RefSeq lists its product as uncharacterized. The coding region runs from base 431 to 1879 and encodes 482 amino acids. Lineage: Eukaryota; Metazoa; Arthropoda; Insecta; Hymenoptera; Formicidae. The record is from RefSeq and is a predicted model, not a curated record. The transcript is spliced from 6 exons. Gene Ontology annotation, molecular function: lipid binding.